AUGGCGAUCGCGUCUCGCAGCCUUCAGUGUCUAAGACACUUAGAGCAUUUAGCAGAGGAAGCGCAACAUUCGGACGGUGAAUCCGCGCUGCCAGCCUCCGCAGUGGGGGAUGAACUUGGAAGGUUCAAGAUCUGGGCGGGCAAUAUUGGAGCGUUACAAAGAGAUUCAAGAUCUCUCGACUAUCGACUCCGUGACGCGUCUCAGGUAGGGGACCAGGUCAUGAAAGUCUUGCAAGAUCUCGAGUUGUCACUUCACGAAUGCAUUGAAAUUGUGUCCGGGCAAAGAGCCCAAAAACAAGGCGAUUUGUUUGACGGAGAAGCUCUCAAUGAUGAGUUUAGUGAUAUAUCUGACUCAGAUGGCUCUGAGGACCCGAGCUCCAGUGCUAGCGAAGAGGAACCUGUUUCAGAACUUUCCCACUUGUUUUUGGCUAUAACAGAAGCCAUUACAAGUCUUUAUAAGCUGUCCAUAACCAUUAGAAACCCCACUCCUCGCGAUAGAUACGCCAAGGCCGCGUCUUCAACCCCAUUCGAUGCGUCUUAUGACGUGGGCCAUGUGUACGAGAAAUUCCCACAUGUCCGGUCGAAAGCGUGGCUUAUGGACAAAUUGGGGAGGGCAAUCACCAGGAGACGUGAGUUCCUUCGAUACCGGGAAAAGCAUCGGGAGAAAAUUGGCGGCAAUGUCAGACCCUCAACUGACCUUACCGAACAUCAUGAGCUGGCGAUUUCCCGCAAAAACCUCACAUACAAUGAUGCCCAGACCUCAACAGGGGCCCCAGUAAUCGGGUACGAAGCACAUUCUGUGAGUCAUAGCCAAUUUGCAUCGACCAAAGCCACGACGUAUGUGGCCAAUCUUAAUGACGAAAGUCUGGACAUGCGAUCGACUGCAGGCCGCUCUGAGACCUCGUAUGUGACAUCAGUCGCAGAAGAUAAUUCGGAUAACACGAUGCAAAUACCGGACCCUCCGAAAGAAUCGGCGAACGGCAUGCCAUUCGAAUGUCCAUACUGUUUUACGAUUCAGUCCGUCAGAAACGCCAAGCACUGGAGGAAACACCUCUUGAGUGAUCUCAAGCCAUACAUCUGCACUUUCGAAGACUGUUCUGCACAGAUGUUCGAUAGACGACAUAUGUGGUUUCAGCACGAAAUGGACAAGCAUCGAAAACAAUGGCGGUGCAGGUUCUGUUCCUGCGAGCUGUUCGGCUCUGCAGCCUCACUUGAAUCACACUUGCAAGAUCAGCAUUCGGAGUAUACCAGGCAGCAGGUUUUGUCGUUGGUUGCGUUGUGUGCACAAAUGCCUGAGCAUGUCGCCGCCUCGGCCUGUCCAUUCUGCGACUGGGAUGCAGAUUUACGGGAGCAAGCCGUAUCAAAAGAGAACAAGACAGAAAGAGCGCCUUCAGAGUCGAACAUAUUUGCCGUCUCACUUGAGCAGUUCCAGAGACACUUGGGCGAUCAUCUCGAGCAGCUGGCCUUGUUUGCGAUACCACCACCCAUGAAAGAGUUAUCUGGAGCGUCUUCAAACCAGGCCGCGGCAAGCCACAAUAGCAACCAUACGCCUGAUUCAUUUGUGGUAUCGGAGGUAUCAUCCCUGUCAUCGGCCCUUACGGAUCAUGGGUUCCCUCCAGAGUUGUAUGCAGCAGUGAUGAGUGGUAACAUUGGAAGGGUGACGCUGGAACUGCGGAAUGGCGCGGACCUCACACUCCAGUACGGAGAAUUUGGGAAUGUGCUACAAGCUGCUGCUGCAAGCUUGUCUUGGCCCUCCAGAGACGAGAUACUCCGAAUUUUGGUGGAAAAUGGUGCCGAUGCUAACAUGCAAGGUGGCGUUUACGGGAAUGCGCUGCAGGCUGUGGCAGCAGAUCCCAGUAUGUCCGGUCGCCGGCUAUUAGCACUUGGGAUGUUGUUGGACCAUGGCGCAGAAGUCAAUGCCGUUGGAGGGAGAUACGGACAUGCCCUCAUAGCCGCGGCAGCAAUGCCGACGCCUCUUUCACAGAUGCAACACGAGCCAACUUCGAUGGUACUAAAGCUUCUACUAGAUCAUGGUGCCAAUCCUAAUGCGCGAGGGUCCAAAUCAUACGGUAGUGCACUGCAUCAGGCAAUUGAACAUGAUGAUUAUGAAAGUGUACAGUUACUUCUUGACCGAGGGGCGUCCACGACUGUCCAUUAUGAGGACUAUGGAACUCCGGUUCACUAUGCUAUGAAACAUGCCUAUGGGCCAGUAUGGCAGCUCUUACGACAAGCGGCUCUCGAAACGAGUAUUGAACGCCAUUAUGAUAAAGUACGGCUUAGGGCUGCACUCAAGAUACAAAGAAACUUCCAACACCGUCAAAACUCUGGUAAUAGAGCAUUAUCUUCUCAUCUCUCGCAGCGGAAGACAUUCGUCCUCAGGAGCAUAGAGAAUAUAGUGAUAGAGAUCGAAUUCAACGACUUUCAGCUCGGAAAAGCGCAGGAAACUGUCGCUCGGGAAGCGUUCGCAUCUACUCGGACGACUCUGAAGCUGUUGACUGAAACCUUAAUGAAAGUUCGAAAACAGCUCGAGAAUGAUAUCUAUAAUAACGAAGAAUGCCAAGUACUUCAGCCUAUCUUACAAGAGUGCAUGGAGAGGGUUCGCGAGCUUAGACAAUUUCUUUGGACCCCCAGAGGCGGCUUGGGUAGCAUGAGCAAUCUUCUACAUGAAGUAUUGGAGCCUGCACAAGCUGCCCAGCUAGUGGAGAUGAGGUUGCGGAUUCAGAAAGUCACAUCAUUACUGGCCCAAUAUGUCACAACUUCGAAAGCAGCUUUUGGCUUGCUACUUGAAGAUGAUGGAGGGGCACGUGUUCCCCCAUCAAGGCCGGUCGCCGACGUCCCUGAACUCACAAUUACACCCCCAAUUGAUGGUACCGUAGUGCGGCUGAUGACCGGAAAGGCUGUAGCUCUCUUCGAUUUCAAGCCCGAAAACGUAAAUGAGCUACCAUUACACGAAGGUCAAGUGAUUUCGGUCCUUCAGACGUUUGGUGCUGAAAGAGGCCAAGACGACCUUCGUUCCAAAAUCAAAGAAGAGGCUAAAGUCCAAAUGGGGGUAGAGAACAUGUUGGAAGCCUUGAUGCAACGGAAAGCCAGAAAAACAAGUGACCAACGGUUGAAGCUGGAAUCCGAGCUCUCGAAUUCUAACAGAAAGCUUCUGUACCUUAACUCUCAACUUAAGGACAAUCUUGCGCAAUCCGCUUACCAAAUGGCCGAAGGCUGGUUUUUGGGCCAAAACAUUGAGACUGGCAGGGAUGGUUUUAUACCUAAAAACUAUGUGCGGAUUAUUGACAGCCGCAAGGGGUUAGAUAACGAGCAGAGCGAGUCCCACAACAGGUCCACAGGCGAUUUCACUCCCAUCCAGGAUGCUCCACAACCAACAGAACAUAAGGCGCUGGACGAAGAAGAAGAUUAUUGUCCAAUCUGCCAUACAUCGUUUGCGCUGAUAACUGACGGUAGUGAUGAUGUAAGGGAGUCACAUAUUAUAACGUGCAUCGAUUCUCGUAUGCUCAACAUCAAGCUGAGAAAAGGGAUUCUCAAAGCUUCGCUGCCACAAACCUCACGAGGAAACAUUGACCAAAGUGAAGGCGCGGUCAAGAGUGAUUCACCAGGACAGCCAGCCACGCAGACUAAAGGUAAAACGGCUGAAGGCCGCUUGGGCCGUCUCUGGUCAACCGUCAACCCCUCUGCCCGAAUGCGAAAGCAAGGUUUGCAGCUGGACAACUCGACAGGGCUUCUGUUGGAGGAUCAUGCUGUUGCGCUGUUUAACUUUAAGGGUACUCGGUCCGAUGACCUAUCCUUUCGAAAAGGAAAGACCAUUACAAUCACGAAGAGGACGGAGAGUACCCGAGAUUGGUGGACAGGAAAGAUCGGGUCCAGAACGGGGAAUUUUCCUGGGUAUGUAAUGAUCAAUUUUGAUUUCGUUCGAGAUCUAGCGCACCGGCUGACCAUCCAUAGUAAUUUCGUCGAGGUACUACCACCUGGUUUGAAAGAGGCCGACUUGGUCCAAGGCCAGUCUACACCAGGGCCAACAGUCGGUGUUCGUUUUAGUAAUGAGGUCGGAAUCAUGGCUUUCUCUGGAGUCGAACAGCCGUCUACUCUUUAUUAUGGAGUGCCGCUCGAAGAACUGUGUCAGCGCGAGAAGGGACCAGUACCGAAGUUGAUCACAGACUGCAUUGAGGCUGUCGAGUUCCAUGGCAUGGGUCUCAUAGAGGUGUACGGUAAUUUUCAUAUUGACUGGAAUGAAAAUCUAACGGAUGACUUGAAGGCGGAAUAUGACCAACAUCCCGAAUCCCUAUCCCUGCAACAGCAAAUCCGCAUCUCUAACAACAUCGAAUACGUAACACACCUUCUCAAGAACUUCAUUUGGCAACUCCCAGGCUUAUUGAUACCUCGCGAAAGCCUUGCAAGAUUCGUACGCGCGGCGCAAUUCGUCGCGAGGCAGCGGAUUGACCACUUUGGAUACGAAAAAGGCGAAGGCCAAGCUACCACUGAGUUGCAAGCGACCAUCAGGUCGCUCCCGCAAGUCAACAGGAACGUCUUCGAAUUUCUCAUCCUCCAUUUCAAGCGCGUCACCGAUAGGGCAUACCAGAACACCAUGACGAGUGACAAACUCGCCGUUGCACUCGCCCCGUCCUUCAAAGGCGGCGUCGACUCGGGCGCUGGACCCAAACUACCCCUCGCCGAUCUCUCAUGGGCUCUUGAGUACAUAAUCCGCCGAGGCGAUUUCUGGUUCCGCGACCUGGAAAAGCCGUGGGGCGUAUUCGAGUGA
This is a messenger RNA of Letharia lupina, 4764 nucleotides long. RefSeq lists its product as uncharacterized. Gene Ontology annotation, biological process: signal transduction. Gene Ontology annotation, molecular function: protein binding. The record is from RefSeq and is a predicted model, not a curated record. The coding region runs from base 1 to 4764 and encodes 1587 amino acids. The transcript is spliced from 5 exons. Lineage: Eukaryota; Fungi; Ascomycota; Lecanoromycetes; Lecanorales; Parmeliaceae.